Messenger RNA from Saccharomycopsis crataegensis, 1308 nucleotides. It is a transcript of the gene CAR2, whose product is annotated as ornithine-oxo-acid transaminase. Lineage: Eukaryota; Fungi; Ascomycota; Saccharomycetes; Ascoideales; Saccharomycopsidaceae. The transcript has a single exon. Bases 1 to 1308 code for a protein of 435 amino acids. The record is from RefSeq and is a predicted model, not a curated record. Gene Ontology annotation, cellular component: cytoplasm. Gene Ontology annotation, molecular function: pyridoxal phosphate binding; L-ornithine transaminase activity; identical protein binding.
AUGUCCGAACCUUCUUUCAACAUCUCUUCCAAGACCGCCCUUGAAUACGAACAGCAAUACUCUGCUCACAACUACUCGCCGCUCCCAGUGGUGUUCCAUACAGCUGAAGGCGCUCACGUUUGGGACCCUGAAGGAAAAGAAUACUUGGAUUUCUUAUCGGCCUAUUCUGCUGUUAACCAAGGUCAUUGCCAUCCAAAGAUCAUUGCCGCUUUGGUUGAUCAAGCCCAGAAAUUAACCUUGUCAUCAAGAGCUUUCUCUAAUGAUGUGUUUGGGGUGUUUGCAAAGUACAUUACUGAGUAUUUUGGUUACGAAAUGGUGUUGCCAAUGAACACUGGUGCUGAAGCCGUGGAAUCUGCUUUGAAAUUGGCCAGAAGAUGGGGGUACGUCAAAAAGGGCAUCAAGCCAGAUGAAGCAAUCAUUUUAGCCGCUGAAAAUAACUUCCAUGGUAGAACUUUGGGGAUCAUCUCCAUGUCUACUGACCCUGAUGCCACUAACAACUUUGGCCCAUUCUUAAAAAACACUGGUCCAGUUAUUCCAGGUACCGAUAACCAAAUCAUCAGAUACGGACACAUUGAAGAUAUUGAAUUGGCGGUCAAGAACGCUGGUGACAAAAUUGCCGCCAUCUUGCUUGAACCAAUCCAAGGGGAAGCUGGUAUUGUCAGUCCUCCAGAAGGUUACUUCUCUGCCGUGCAAAAGCUUUGUAAAGAACACAACAUUCUUCUUAUCUGUGAUGAAAUUCAAACCGGUAUUGCUCGUACUGGUAAGAUGUUGUGUUACGAACACUACGAUGGGGUCAAACCAGACGUUAUCUUGUUGGGUAAAGCGAUUUCUGGUGGGGUUAUGCCAGUUUCUGCUGUUUUGUCUUCUAGAGAAAUCAUGUUGACUUUGGAACCUGGCUCGCAUGGUUCUACUUACGGUGGUAACCCAUUGGCCUGUAGAGUCUCGAUUGCUGCUUUGCAAGUAGUUAAAGAUGAAAAGUUGGUGGAACAAGCCCAAGAGAAAGGUGACUUCCUCAAAGAAGAAUUGAAGAAAUUACAGAAAGACUCCAACGGUAUCAUUUCCGAAGUUAGAGGUAGAGGGUUGUUGGCUGCUGUGGUUAUUGAUGAAUCUAAGGCCAAUGGUAGAUCCGCCUGGGAUUUGUGUUUGUUGAUGAAGGAUGAAGGUGUUUUGGCUAAGCCAACUCACGAUCAUAUCAUCAGAUUGGCACCAGCAUUGAACAUUUCUAAAGAAGAUUUGCUCAAGGGUAUCGAUGCUAUUAGAAAAUCUUUGGUUAAGUUGCCAACUGUUGAAAAGGCUGCCCAUCACUAG